Molecule: messenger RNA, 1633 nt
Organism: Culicoides brevitarsis
Lineage: Eukaryota; Metazoa; Arthropoda; Insecta; Diptera; Ceratopogonidae
Product: arrestin domain-containing protein 2-like
Exons: 2
Coding region: 163-1428 (421 amino acids)
Biological process (GO): protein transport
Cellular component (GO): cytoplasm
Source: RefSeq, a predicted model, not a curated record
GAGUAAACAACCUCAUUCAUAUUUUUUUGGCAGAAUUUUACGCGUUUGUUUGUGUAUCUACGCAUCUUGUUGUCAGUUCAUUCGCCAGCAGCUUAUUAUGUCAAGCAUUUUCGGGCAUUAGAACGAGAUUCGCAGCGAAAAAGUUACUUUUGUGCCUUCAGAAUGGUGUCUUUUACCUUCGAUUUUGACAAACCGGACAAAAAAUAUCGCGCUGGCGAAAGUGUGCGAUGCAAAAUCAGCGUAAAUGUCUUUUCCAAGUUCAAGGCAAAGUCAUUGUCAGUUCGCUUUCGUGGAAAAGCACACACGGAAUGGACCAAAUCUCGCACCGAGACACGAGAUGGCAAAACGCGAACAGUUUACGACACUUUUACGGGUCACGAGGAGUAUUUCAGACAAUAUCAAUAUUUGUUCGGAAGUGAAAAUGCCUCGGAAAACACGGAAGUCAAUGAAGGGCUUCACACGUACAACGUUUCGUUCCCGCUGCCAACUAAUUUGCCUUCCAGCAUCGACGAGAGCAACGGUUAUGUGCGAUAUGACCUCAAAGCGAAGUACGACAUCUCAUGGGGCUUCGAUAAAGACAGCAGUUCGACGUUUUACGUGACUUCCCGGUUGGAUUUGAACGAAUUUCCGCAUCUUUUGGAGCCCGUCAAGGACGUUCGUGAGAAAACUUUCGGUUGUUGUUGUUGCAAAACGGAUCCGAUGCAAUUAAUUAACAUCCUACCAAGAGCGGGGUUCGUUUUGGGCGAAUUUAUUCCAGUUACAAUCCAAAUUGUCAACAACUCUGACGUCCGUAUCGAAGGCGUUCGCGUGAAAUUCAAGGAAGAAAUAACUUUUAUCACAAGAUCGCCUCGAACUGACACCCGAUCCAGCACGAAAACGUUAAAUGAGCAUUUCUUCGAAACUCCUAUCGCUCCAUACCAAAACAAAAUCUUCCAAACUGAAUUUUUUUUGGACCCGGAGCACGAUUUUAAGCUUUUUAAUGGAUGCGGCAUCAUAAAUUCCGAAUAUUACAUAAUUUCGGAAGCAGAAGCGUCGGGAUGUCAUUCGAAUCCGACACAAUCGACAAAAAUCACGAUCGGAACAAUUCCCUUUAAUGUCCUUCAAACGAACGGAAAUGGAAUUUUUAAUGCAACAGCUCCCGUGGAUGCGCCUGUUGUCGUUGAACAACCAUUGCCAACAUACCAAGAAGCGGCAAGAGCUCCAAGUCCCUUGCCCGGAGCAUCGGGAGGAAUUGGAUGGAAUGUCGCCGGAUUAAGUGUGAGUCCAAAAGGAGCUCCAUUGGCAUCAACUGAAAAGAUAUUUUUGGAUGAUAAUCUUCCGCCGCCAUCAUUUGAAGACAGUCAAAAGAUGAAAAAGGCAAUUGAAGCAGGAGAAGGAGAAUUGCCUUCAGCGCCAACUGAAUUCAAUCCAACAGCUCCGCCGCAAUAAUUUUGCGUUAAAUACCUGAAAAAAAAACAAGCCAGUGCAUUAAUUUUAAGACAAUUUAUUUAGAUUUUAAGCUCAGGGAUCUGAAGUGCUUCGAUAUUACUACUUACCUUUAGUGUUAAAGUGCAAUUUUUGCCAGUUUCUGUAUUCUUUUACAAAAUGCAUUUACUUAACUGUUGAACAAGAAAAAAAAAAUGAUAUUUAAUAA